This is a messenger RNA of Bursaphelenchus xylophilus (pine wood nematode), 3305 nucleotides long. NCBI's taxonomy places the organism in Eukaryota, Metazoa, Nematoda, Chromadorea, Rhabditida, Aphelenchoididae. The record is from the annotation of a GenBank genome assembly.
AUGGAUUACAAGAAUUCUCCUACCAACACCACCGAUCAGGUGCGUCUGGAGAUUCAACGCUUCGAAAGCAUUCAUCCCUACAUUUAUCGAGCUUAUCAUCUGAUAGAUUCCAUUGAAAAUGAUGCCAUCAGGAACAAUUUGGAACAGCAGAUGAUCUUCAUCGAAGGUAAUUUGCAGCCUCAAUAAUGGCUUUUUCACUCGAGGUAAUCUGACAUUCCUGUGUUUUAGAUGCCUUUAUUCGCUCGCAAGAAUGGACUCUCACUCGAAACGUCCCGGUUUUGCGUUUGGUGAGUCUUUCUGUUAUUUUUUCUGUUUCGGGAUUGAGAAUAUUAUGUAUCGUCGGCUCAAUUCUUCCAUCCCAAUUACCUCUAAUUCAUUUGUUCCAGGGCGUAGUAGGCUCCUUGGACAGCGGCAAGACCCCUUUGAUCCAUCGAUACCUGACCGGAGGCUACAGAGUCCGCGAGUCAGCCGAGGGAGGGCGAUUUAAAAAGGAUCUUAUACUGGAGGGUCGGAGUCAUCUUCUUUUAAUUAGGGACGAAGGAAAAGAAGCCCCCGACGUUGAUGUAAGUAGUCAUAUUGACGAUUCGAUUGCCUUUUUAGUUCACACAUUGGUUGGAUGGAGCACUUGUUGUAUACAGUGUUACGAGCAGAGAAAGUUUAGAGGUGGCGUUGAAUUAUCUGAAGGCGUUAAGUAGAUACAGAAAUCCUUUGGAUUUUCCUACAAUUCUGGUCGGUACAAUUGUAAGUAAUUAUUUUGCAGAUAUUGUUUUAUAUUUAAAUUUGAAAAGUAUUUCGAGGUUUAGGAGAACCAAAAUUCAUAUGUUCAGAGGAACAUUGCUGAGGAAGAGGUGAAGAAGUUUGCUCGAGACAGGAAUUGGAGUUACGUUGAGGUUUGUUCCCCAACCGGGCACAAAGUGGACCACGUAUUUCGAGAAGGUGAGUUAUUUUUGAAUUAAAAAAGUUCGUUUAGUGUGUUUGCAAAUUCUGCAGAAAAAUCCAGAAUUUGUUUCUCGGAAUUCUUCAAUCCCGCCUCCAAUUACAUUAACCAACAGACCUAGGAGUUCAACAAGAACUUCUCAGUUGUACGGAGACACUAAAUCUGUAAGUAUUUUUCCAUCAGUAGAGUCAAUGUAUCAUUUUAGGGACGCAGACAUCCUCGUUCGCAAGAAACUCAACAGUUAAUGAGUCAUCAAAGAUCAAUGUCUGCCGCUCCCGUGUACGAUCCGAGGUUUGGAGAUGGUUUUAGCAAGUUGAAUGGCCAUGCGACCGUUAUCGGGGGUACCAAAUUCCGAAAUAGUCAUGUUGGAGACUUUGCCCAAUUUUUUUCUGAUGGAAGCUACAGUCAAACCGCCCCAUCUGUAGAAGCACUGGACCAAUGUAAGGUUACCUAAAAAAAAUUCAUUUCAAUUUGCUCUUCUAAAGUUUUCAAUAUGAUGUUUCAGUCUCAUCACCGCUUUUACCUUAUACUCGGUCGGUUACUAAUUAUUCCGAAGCUCAGAAGAACACGUUUCUUAGCCCAGCUGUGGCAUCAACCAGCCAGUUACCAAACCCAUCGCUUACUCCUAAUUCACAACGAAAAAACUACCGACGGAUCUCAAAUAUGUUUUCGGUAGGCUUUUCUAUGACAUUCACGUACCCUUUUGUUACAGCGAAAGGAUCAUACUCCUCAAAUUGAUCUUAAUUCUGUUGGCCUUGGUCGAGUUAUACCGCUGAAACAAGGAUUUCUCCAUAAGAAAGGAAAUGCAGGCCUUACUAGCAAAAAGAAGUACGUGUGUUUAUUUGAGAAUGGAAAAUUGUGUUACUACUCGAGUAUGAAGGUAAAUCCUGUUGCAAAUUUUGUUUUAUUAUAUGUUUAGGCGUUCCAAGAGCAGUCUCCUCACGUAAAAGAAGUCUUCCUGGGAUUAGCUACGGUCAGAGUGAAAGCAAUGAAGCUGAGUAUGCAGAAAAGGCGGUCUUCUCUACUAAAUAUUAUCAAACCAGGAAAGGAGAACCUUGGACCGUCUAAUCUUACUACGUCUACAUCCACAAUGCUUUCUUCAUCUGAUCGGGUUUCUAUUGCAAGUGAGACCGGAGUGCAGUCAGCAAUGACUCCGGGGGAUGCUUCUUCUGGAUUGAGUGAUUUCGAAGCGGCGGGACAAGGGACAAGCGAACAUGAUACUGUAAAACAAAGGAAAAAACAACGACGGCUUGGAACGUUUGGUGUUCGUCCGAUUGAAGAGGGUAAAAAUGUUUGGUAUUUUUUAUAUUGUUUUAGCUGAUGAAGACGCCGAAUUCGAGAUCGUUACAAGUGACCAAAGGCGGUUAGAGUUUGUUGCGAAUUCGCCGGACGAGCGGGAUGAAUGGGUUUCGGCCAUCGAGAGUCAGAUUGCUCGCGCACUCGGCUCCCAAUGUGCCCAGUUCAAGAGCGGUCGACCCGUUGCCAAUAAAAACGACAUUGACCGAUUACUCGUAAUGCCCGGCAAUGAAUUGUGCGCAGAUUGUGGCGAUAAGAAUCCUUAUUGGGCAGUGAUUAAUAUUGGCAUUUUGAUCUGUAUAGGAUGUUCGGGAGUCCACAGAAAAAUGGGUAGCCAUGUCUCCAAGGUACGUUCUCUCGAUUUGGAUCAAUGGCCAUGCGAUUAUUUGUUGAUUAUGGAGAAGAUUGGAAAUAAAAAGGCCAACGAGAUCUGGGAAAGGAAUCUGAAUCCCGCGAACAAGAUUACGCCGAGUUCAUCUACGUAUGUUUUAUGCUUUUUGUAUGGAUUUUUUUAGGUUGGAGAAAGAGGCGUUCAUAGAGAAGAAGUAUGCGAAGAGAGCGUACUUGGCCCCGUUAUUAUCCAGUCAACCCCCGGAAAUUCAGCUGUUGAAUACAGUGAAAAGCGGAGACUUUGAUGUAUUUAUUCGUGUGCUUCCUCAUUGUGGGCCGAGGGAGCUGGACGAGAUUCAUGACGGAAGAACCGUUUCACACAUCGCUUGCACAUUAAACUCACCUGAAUUCUUACUUUUACUGUCUUGGGUAAGGUUAGUAUUACGUUAUAAAAACUUUUCAGAACCAAGCUGACUGCAACAAAAAGGAUAAAAAUGGAUUAACCGUUUUGGAUUACGCAAGACAGAAUCAUAUUGACGAAUACGUCCUUUCCGAGGUUUCCGCGAACCACAAAGAUACUGGUAUUGUGAAUAAUAAUAUGGGACCAGCAGUAUUUUCUUCAAUUCCGUCAACGGAUGUGUUUGUGACUCCACUAACUUCCAUUCCCGAACCAAAGGUGGAGAAGGACAUGGAGCACAACCAACCCUCGCUGAUUACGGAUGUACCUCAUAGUGUUUUAUGA